CAUCAGAGAAGUAGUGCUAUGUUUCUUAGCUGCUUACUGCUUGGUGGUCCCUCUUACAAGGGAUCCAAAAUAGAAGCUCUGUAGGAUCUUGGGUUUUUUUUGUGGCAUCAGGUUUCUCAGCAUUGCUGAAUCCCUUUCAACAUUCAAGAAGUGUUUGAAAAGGCAUCAUCUUCUGUGAUGUCAUUACAGCUCCAUAAAUUUGCUUUGAAUUGUCUGUCACCAUCAGCUUUUUAUUUCCUAUCAGUUCCAUAGGCAGUUACUCAUGUAAAGCGAACCAACAAAAACAGUAUUUGGCAAAGUGUGCUUCGACAUUUGCAUGUCUACCUCAAGCUCUUCACCGGUUAUGAAAUGCAGUUUUGAUGACAAACAUCUAUUAAAUACACAGUUGCAAAUGGUAUGGUCUGUAAUCAUUUUGUGCCCUUUUUCCUACCAAGAAGCACGUUAGGAUCCCAACUGAAUGCACAGUUAGAAGGCUGGCUUUCUCAAGUGCCGUCCACGGUUAGACCUGCCCGAGCCAUCAUCGCGCCCCAUGCAGGGUACACCUACUGUGGGUCAUGUGCGGCCUAUGCCUACAAACAGGUGGACCCUUCUGUCACCCGGAGGGUGUUCAUCCUGGGUCCAUCGCACCAUGUACCCCUGUCACGUUGUGCCCUCUCGCCAGCCGAGAUUUACCGGACUCCAAUUUACGACCUGAAAAUUGACCAGAAAGUUUAUGCUGACCUCUGGAAAACCGGCAUGUUUGAACGGAUGAGUAUCCAAACGGAUGAAGACGAGCACAGUAUCGAGAUGCACCUACCUUACACUGCGAAAGCCAUGGAAAGCCAUAAAGACGAGUUUUCCAUUGUACCUGUGCUUGUGGGAGCACUGAGCGAGUCCAAAGAGCAGGAGUACGGGAAGCUCUUUAGUAAAUAUCUGGCUGAUCCAGCAAACUUGUUUGUCAUUUCAUCCGAUUUCUGUCAUUGGGGACAGCGGUUCCGUUACACAUACUACGAUGAGUCCCAAGGGGAGAUUUACAGAUCUAUCGAGCACCUUGAUAAAAUGGGUAUGGGCAUUAUAGAGCAACUAGACCCUAUAUCCUUUAGCAACUAUUUAAAGAAGUACCACAAUACUAUAUGUGGACGUCACCCUAUUGGAGUGCUGCUAAAUGCUGUGGCUGAGUUGAAAAAGACUGGCGUGGACAUGAACUUCUCUUUCCUGAACUACGCCCAGUCAAGCCAGUGCAGGAACUGGCAGGACAGCUCUGUGAGCUACGCAGCAGGAGCCCUGACUGUCCAUUGAGACCCCUGUCCCUCCACAGAGCCCCACCACACCACAUCCCUCCACCUCAGGAAGAAGUAGCAACUCUGGCUCCCUCUUCCCUUUCCAUAACCUGGGCUGCUCCCAUACCCAUCCUGUCUGGAAUAUCUUAGACUGGAGGAUCAGGGCAUCUUAAAAUGGAAAUGACAUUAGAGAUUGUUGCAUUUUACCCAAAAUACCAGUUUCUUUCUUUUUUUUUUUUUUUUUUUGGACAACUUUCCAAAUUAGAAUUGAUUGAAAGCUUAGAUUGAAGUGUGUUUAUGUUUUGGGGAGGUUGAUCUCUACAUAGCCAUGCCACCGGCUAUGGCUGUUCAGUUCUCAGUCCUGGGACAGAUGAGUCUGGGAUGAUUCUGUUGCAGCCAUUCACUGAUCCACCUGAUUUCAACUUGACUGUUUAUAGAUACAGUCCAUUUUACCGCUUCUGUAACUCUCAGUAGUUUUAGAGCUGGACUUGGCUGAACUUGGCCCUCCAGGUGUGUGAAUCGAAUAGCCCUGCCAGUGGCUAAUUUUUAUUGUUUUUGUGAUUCUGGUAGCAGCAUUGUUGAGGGAGAGGGGUUUGGGCAGUACGGCUUGGGGAGGUGCAUUUUUGAGGCUUGUGAAAAUUUUUAGCCUCUGCACUGCCAGCGUUCUCCUGAGCAACAAAAAAAAUAAUGAAUAAAAAAAAGUAAAUUAGUUUCCUUUAAAUAUGCACUUCUAUUCCUAGACCUGUGCAGUUGUGUUGGGGGGAAGUCUUUUUUUUUUUUUUUUUUUUUUUUUUUUUUUUUUUU
Scleropages formosus (Asian bonytongue) is the source of this 2063-nucleotide messenger RNA. Its product is annotated as protein MEMO1. The record is from RefSeq and is a predicted model, not a curated record. Bases 397 to 1278 code for a protein of 293 amino acids. Lineage: Eukaryota; Metazoa; Chordata; Actinopteri; Osteoglossiformes; Osteoglossidae. The transcript is spliced from 9 exons.